AUGGGAUUAGACGCAGAUUUUAUGUUUUAUUUAUGCAACUUUGAUACCCAAAUAAGUGAAACAGAUUCAAAUAUCAUAAAGAAGCUUUGGUCGGGUCAAUGGAAAAUAGAAGAAAUAUAUUUAUGUAAGGAAUUCCUAACCGGUGAUUUGGAAAAUGAUACUCUAGAUAAGAAAUUAAAAAAUCAUUCCAAUGAUAGUAAUACCUUAGAAAAAGUUCUGCAAACUGGUAUUAAUUUAUUUUUAACAUUUUGUGAGAAAAAUUGGAAUCCACAUCCUAAUGAGUUGGUAUUGGAACAGUUUCUAGGUAUUGAAUGGCCCAAGUCCUUAGAUGUAUUAACUAAAUUACAACGUGACUCAGAGCCUUUAUAUACUAACAUAUUAUAUCCAGAGUUAUUAUAUUUUGCAUCACAGUUAUUCUCUGCACUCUAUGCUGUUGAUCAAAAUUUGAUACAUCUAUGGUGGUGUUUUCGAUGUAAAGUCACUCAUCAAAGAGCUCUUGAAGACACAAGUGCUACAUUAUAUAAUGAAUUAGAACUGUUAAUUGCAAAAUUAUUCAAUGAAUCCCAAGCAUUAGAAAACAUAAGACUUAAAAUAUUAUUAUAUUUAGAAAUAGCUCAAGCCUAUUUGAUAUAUGGGAGAAUACAGAAAGUGGACCAAUAUUUAUUAAAAGCUAGAGAAUUAGCUGGAUUGAAGUUAGAGUUAACAGGUAUACUUGGUAAACGCACAAAGUUUCAGCAGAAUGCAUUACCCCAACUGGCAUUAUCUAGUCGGUUGGAUGAUAACUUAGAAAGGCCAUCAGCUGAAGACAGCCAUGGAAACUCAGACCUUCCUGCAGAGGUGGAACUCCAAGAUGAUGUGAGACUUAACAAGAUUGCAUUUAAUGAAAAGAUUGAUCAAGCUGAAUUACCAAGCUUAGAACAGACAUUAUGUUUAUUAACAGUUCAAUAUAUACAGAAAUCUCAACCUAAAGAUGAUCUAAUGUUAGAGGAACUGCAACCAUACAUAGAAGCCAUAUUGUCCCAAAGUAAAGGUCCAUGGGCCACUCGGGUGGCUUCAUUGCUUAUCAGAUGUAAACUGGAGGCAAAUCAUAAGAGAACUGUGGAGCGGGCAAUGUUGCAAUGUGAAACUAUUGUGAAUGACAAAACUGGUGUUGCUAGUACUAGCAGACUUUCUUAUCUGUGGGCGACGGGACUUCCCCCGGCUUGGACUUGGCGACAACAGUUGGCUGAUUUAUACCUGAGCUUAGGCUUAGUUAAGGCUGCUUUAGAGGAGUAUCUUAAAUUGCAACUAUGGGAAGAUGUUAUCGUUUGCUACACUAUGUUGCAAUUGAGACACAAGGCUGCCGAAGUAAUCCAGCAACAGAUUGACAUCAAACCAACUGUCAAGUUAUACUGUCUUCUUGGUGACGCUACAGAUGAUAUUAGCUGUUACGAAAAAGCUUGGGAGUUCUCAAAUCAUAAAAGCAGCAGAGCUCAGAGACAUUGGGGUAACUUUUUCUUCGACCACAAAAAGUAUGAAGAAUGUAUCCCUCACUAUGAAAAAUCUGUUGAAAUUAACUCCAUACAAGAGAGUGUUUGGUUGAGAUUAGGUUUCGCAGCUCUAACAACAGAGAAGUGGGAGCUAUCAGCUAAAGCGUACAGAAGGUAUACAUAUUUGCAACCGAACACAUUCGAAGCGUGGAAUAAUUUGGCCAAAGUGUACGUGAAGCAAGGCGACAAGGACCGCGCGUACCGAGCUUUGAUGGAAGCGUUGAGAUUCAACUACGAUAAUUGGAAACUUUGGGAGAAUGUAAUACUGGUGAGUAUAGAUACCGGACACUUCGAGGAUGUCAUUCGCAGUUGCCAUAGGAUUCUCGACUUGCAGCACAAGUAUGAAGACGUGGAACUUCUCUCCCUACUCGUGAAAGCUAUUGUUCAAGACAACAAGGAUGCUGACGGGAACAGUGCUGCCAGGUUACGGAAACGUGCAUUGGAGUUAUUUGGCAGAAUAACAUCCAUCCAUCAAAAUAAACCUGAGUUAUGGCAAUUGUAUUCUGAUUUAAGUCCAACGUAUUUGUUGAAAGGACAACGCUUAUUAAAAGCUUAUAAAGGAUUCACUCAGAGUGGCAAUUGGCCUAAUAACCCAGAAACAUGUAAAAAGGUAAUUCAACUUGCAGAACUAUUACUAGAUUAUAGUUUAAAAGCGAGGCAAGAGGCAGAAGAUAAGGAUCAUCUACAAGCCAAUCAACAACUUUCAUCAGCUCGCUUGACUGGACAGGCAGUGAUAAGAGCUGCAGAAAAACAAGAUUGGCCCGAAACGCAAGAUAUAUUAAACGAGUUAAAAGAUUUGUAUAAAAAUGUUACAGAAUAUAUGAAAUCCAUAAUCCGUGGUGCGUGCCAUGGUCGGCGAGGAGAGGUGCUGGCGCGCUAUGCUAUCCUUCUACGAAUUCGUGAUGUAGCAGCAGAAGGAGGCCGCCGAGCAUGCGGUCGACGUUCAGUCGGACCCGAUUUGCCGCAGGCGCGCGGGGCGCAGACGGCGGCACGACGUCGCCGUUCUGUUACCCCCUUAAUUGAGGACCAUCGGGUGGAUGGACACGGGGGAUCCACCACUCGACACGGGCAUAGUCAAAGGGGGUGGACGAUGUGCUGU
Molecule: messenger RNA, 2628 nt
Organism: Brenthis ino (lesser marbled fritillary)
Lineage: Eukaryota; Metazoa; Arthropoda; Insecta; Lepidoptera; Nymphalidae
Source: the annotation of a GenBank genome assembly